Messenger RNA from Polypterus senegalus (gray bichir), 3198 nucleotides. RefSeq names its product family with sequence similarity 78 member Ab (gene fam78ab). Bases 1930 to 2781 code for a protein of 283 amino acids. The transcript is spliced from 2 exons. The record is from RefSeq and is a predicted model, not a curated record. NCBI's taxonomy places the organism in Eukaryota, Metazoa, Chordata, Cladistia, Polypteriformes, Polypteridae.
AACAGGCAAGCUGGCUGGCAGGCUACCUUCGUUGCCAGGGAUGGGAGCGGGGCUAGGGGAAUGAAGGACGCUCCGGGAUUUAAACAUGAAGCAUCCGAGGAGGCGAGUGUCAGUCGGGGGGGCAGACAUGCCGGUGCGCAAGAAUGUGCGGCUUAGAACAGUGUGUGUGCCAGACGAGCGACCGAAGAAGGCACUUUACAAGCACAAAGUUGACCUGCUUGCCUUUGGAUGCUGCAGCAAACAAGAACCGUAAAAUGCUUUAACUUGAUGGCCUGGGUAACUCCUGCACGGAACGAGACUUUCGUUUUUUUUAAUUUCAUUUAUUUAUUUAUGUUAUCCCUGCGCUGAAAUCCUAGCUGUUGACAAUUUUCAGUGGUCCAGUUCAUUUGAAAUGCACGGCACGAGUGUUUUUUUUAUUUUAUUUUUUUAUCAUUAUGAUAUAUUUAGCAGCUGCCUCACUUCCUCAUAAAACAACAUUUUAAGGACAGCUUCAGUAUUUCUGCAGCGAGUAACGUUAAGUCCGGUGCGCGUUGAUCGGGAUGCAUUGGUGAUGAUCAGGGUUAACUAUUUCUUUGCACCUUUUUCCCCCGACGAAGUCGUCUACCUCCUUUUUGAAAGACUUUGUUCAUAUUUAAUUAUUUCAUUAUUUAUUUUGGCGACUUUUCUUUUCUAAACAAGGACACCUAACGGUAUUCGCUUCCCCUUUUCUAUGCAUCUUCUUCCACAGGCACAUCAGGUAUAGCUUUGUCAUUUUGACUUUGUGCUCACAGUGCGCUGAUGUGUGUAACCUAUAGAUCUUUGUAUUGCUAUUUUUUUCGCUUUACGUGUUAAUUAAUUUUUGUGGGUUGGAGGAAACACACGGCUGCCGAGCUCUUUAGCCAGCGGCACGGCUAUUACAUAAUUAAAAGGCGUUUUAGUACAUUGAUGAUAACGCAUUUAUCGGCCGGCAGGAAACCUCAGCUUAAAAACACAGGCACACACACACACACACACACACACACACACAGUCACAGUCACAAUAUCCUCUUCCUCUCCGGCUGCAGACAAAAAAAGAGCACAACUUUCGGUUUGUCAGAGGGCUGCUUUUCUUCUUGAGAUGACUCUUUCAAAAACUGGUGCAAAAAAAAGGAAAUAACGGCUUUUGAUCUCCCAUGCGCAGAUUGACGUUUUGUGAGUUUCGCUACCUCGUUUUCCUUUUUUUUUCUUCUUGCACGUUCCUGUCAAUGAAACGCAAGUUGAUUUUUUUUUUGGAUGCGAUAAUUGAUAGCUUUGCAAUGCAGUGACACAUUGCAAUGAAGAAAGCGACAUUUUUUUGGCGCUUCUGAAGAACAAAACAAAACAAGAAAAAAAGAGUGGACCUUUCAACUCCACCCGUCUAGUCUACCAUGUGCUAAAGAUAUUCAAAAGAAAAAGUGGUCGAGCACUUUAGAAGCAGCUACUGAAAAAACACACCGCCAAGAGGCUUCUUUUUUGUGUUAUAGGUACAGGAAAAUACAAAGUGGAAACAAUAAGGUCGCGAUCAGGGACGACACUUCCUAGUAGAUCAGAGGACACCUACAGUGCUGGCCAAGGUCGCGCUGGAAAAGGUAACGCAGGCUUCUGCCAACUUAAAGCCGUCUUGAGUUACACAGACCACCCCACCCCCCGCCUCCCCACCCCAGGCACACGGGAAAAUUAAAAAAAAAAAACGGGGACACGCAUGUUCUUGUAUUUGUUCUUGCAAAGGAGUUGCACUGUGGAUGUUGACGCGUCGAGAGGCUUAAAAGUGCGGAUGUUGGAACUCAGAAACAACAAACAUCUAACAGGAACGCUCCGUAUGUGUUCUUUGCACACGAGGACUUCUUAAAAACUUAAUUUGAGACAAGCGGCAAGCGCAAAGCACCCUGAGAAGAUCACUGUGAAUAUGCUGUGCAAUGUGGUAAUGUUUCCAUGCGUCACUCUGUCUUCACAAACAGGAGCCCCACGCUGAUCGUCGUGCUCUUCUUCCAUGCCAUGGGCUGCAUUCAGAGCAUCAGCUGCAAGCCGAAGACCUUCCGCGAGAGCCUCGUCGUUCUAGAAGUGAACGCCUCCAUCGAUUCAAACCCCACCAGCAUCGACGAAUCCUCCUCCGUAGUCCUUCGUUACCGGACCCCGCACUUUCGGGCGUCUGCUCGGGUGCAGGUCUCCUCGCUGGCCAGGAAAGAGACGUGGAUCGUGGGCUGGAUCCAGGCGUGCAACCACAUGGAGUUCUUCAACCAGUACGGCUCUAAAGGAAUGUCAAGCUGGGAGCUCCCAGAUCUGAGAGACAAGAAGACCCAAGCAAUAAGUGAUUCGGACGGGGUGAACUACCCCUGGUAUGGCAAUACGACGGAGACGCACAAGAUUGAAGGCCCAACCAAAAAGGACUCCAAGUUCCUGGUCAGCAUGAACGACAACUUCUACCCCAGCGUCACUUGGGGCAUACCCGUCAGUGCCAGCAACGUGGCACAACUGACCAGUAUCCGUAGGGACCAAAGCUUUACCACUUGGCUGGUGGCCAUGAACCAGGCCACCAGUGAGACCAUCGUACUGCACACCAUCAAGUGGCGGAUGAGACUGCACAUCGAGGUGGACCCCAGCAAACCUCUGGGCCAGCGUGCCAAACUGCUGGAGCCCAUCGCCCAGGAGCAGCCUCAGAUCCUCAGCCAAAAUGAACCAAUCCCACCACACGCCAUGCUGAAGCCCAAUGCCAACGAUGCUCAGGUUCUGAUGUGGCGGCCAACCUCUGGGGAUCCCAUUGUGGUGAUCAAACCCAAGCAGUGAAAGAGGGGAUGUCUUGGUCCAUGAAUGUCAUUUCUGAGGUUGCACCUUCACACGUGGCUCGGAUUAUCACUGUGCAAACUGAACCCUGGCAGUCUUAUGCUUGUGUUCUGAAACAAAUACUUGACUUUGAUGGACCUCUCGAAGUAUUCAUAUGGAUACAUAUUUUUUCAUCUCAACUUUUUUUUUUUUUUUUCAUUUUGGAUACUCAAAACAGGGAAAAUAUUUUUGAUUCUAAACUGGCAGGGGUCUCUUUUCGCCAAAAAGGAACACAAAAUACUUUUCUAACAUGCAAAAUGUCAAUCCAUGCGGCCUUAAGUUUACAUUGCUUUUUCAUGAAGGAAUCUUUGCCUUAAAUAAAAGUGCUGGAUACAGAAUCCCCUGUUCCCCAGGGAUAGAUUCAGAUCCCACCAAAAAAAA